AUGGAGGAGGACGGGACGCAAAAUCUUGCUCAGGCAGCACUUGAUCCAAUCUCCAGACCAGAAUCGACGUCGACGACCGCAUCAACUUCUCUACCACCACACGUACUCCCAGGCAUCUCAGCACUCGCUGCUGCCAACGCGGCCACCGACGUUGCAACUCAGUUGAGAGCUUCGGCUGCUCCAUCGCCCGCCAUGUAUCCUACUGCAUCGCCUGCCGCGACGAGUGGGGGAUCUGGAAGUACCAUGCCUACCUGCCACAAUUGCAGUACCUCUACAACCCCGUUAUGGCGUCGCGACGAAUAUGGUGCUGUUCUCUGCAAUGCCUGUGGCUUGUUCCUCAAGCUACAUGGUCGACCCCGUCCAAUUUCCCUCAAGACCGAUGUUAUCAAGAGUCGCAACAGAGUUAAAACCAUGCGCCCUGACUUGGCGAAUAAGAAAAAGCAACAACAGCAGCAGCAGCAAGCUGCAGCGCAGGGAUUCGCCACGACCGAUGCGAACGGUUUCGAUACUACUGCUGCCGCACGACGAGCCUCUCACAACAAACCGAACGGUCACGAUGGAGAUUCUCCCAUCUCCCGCACUGGCACCCCCUCGAUGUAUGCGCACCACAACAUAUCCUCCUUUAUGGUUGAAGACCCAUACCAGAGUAGCUUUGUCGCAACUGGAGAAGGUCGCGCAAUAUCGCCUAUGAACGGAGACCGCAAGAUGGAUGCGCCUCAAUCUCAGGAGCAACUCAUCGCGCAAAAUUCAAGCCUCAAGACACGGGUCAGCGAGCUUGAAGUAAUCAUAGAGCUUUUCCGAGGUCGUCUUGCGCAGUUGGAGCAACAAGAAGCCACUGCUAGAAACAGUCAGCAGGUUGCGAGUGCUGAGCAAAACCAAUUGCGCUCCGAGCUUGACGCGACAAGAGAGAGCGAGGCUCAGCUACGUGCACAACUUGAAGACAGCCACCGACGUGAGAAUAGCUUGAAGCGACGCUUGGAUGAGCUUGAGCUUGAGUUUCAAGCGGUUCACCCAAUCGGCUCAGACCCUGAUGAGCGACCCGCCAAGAGACCUCGUACUGUUGACGAACCCUACAAGACUCAAUCAGAAACAGACAUUGAGGCUGCUGCCGAGGCACUCAUCGCUUCUGAAGCAUCUAGACCCAACGAGACGGCCGAAACUGCCCGUUAUGAGGCUACUGAAACACCCGAAGUAUCACAGCCCUCGGAAGAGAUCAAGGAAACCUACCCUUCCCCAGAGACAGAGGAUGUUCCUAUCGACCCUGACAUGCCCAUGAUGGACGAUACCCCUCAAUCUGGAGAGGAAGUAAAGCCUGAUGAUGCCAGCGUCCUUGACCCCCCUGCCGUCACUGAUGCCUCUUCCGAGGCCGUUGAAGGCGCACAAGGUACUGCGUCUGAAACUGCGACUGCGUGA
Molecule: messenger RNA, 1413 nt
Organism: Fusarium pseudograminearum CS3096
Lineage: Eukaryota; Fungi; Ascomycota; Sordariomycetes; Hypocreales; Nectriaceae
Exons: 4
Coding region: 1-1413 (470 amino acids)
Biological process (GO): positive regulation of transcription by RNA polymerase II; negative regulation of transcription by RNA polymerase II
Molecular function (GO): RNA polymerase II cis-regulatory region sequence-specific DNA binding; DNA-binding transcription factor activity, RNA polymerase II-specific; zinc ion binding
Source: RefSeq, a predicted model, not a curated record